Messenger RNA from Hordeum vulgare subsp. vulgare (domesticated barley), 1799 nucleotides. RefSeq names its product crocetin glucosyltransferase, chloroplastic-like. Lineage: Eukaryota; Viridiplantae; Streptophyta; Magnoliopsida; Poales; Poaceae. Gene Ontology annotation, molecular function: UDP-glycosyltransferase activity. Bases 95 to 1537 code for a protein of 480 amino acids. The record is from RefSeq and is a predicted model, not a curated record. The transcript has a single exon.
ACCACCCGCCGCAACCCACCCCAGUAAGGACACUCUUGCUUACCUGGUACGCUCUUGUCUUCUUGCACUCGCAUCGCAUCGCACGCACGCAGCAAUGCCGGCCAUGGAGCGCGUGGGGGAGGCGCCGCACUUCCUCGUGGUCACGUACCCGGCGCAGGGCCACAUCAACCCGGCGCGCCACCUCGCGCUGCGCCUGCUCCGCGCCACGCCGGGCGCCCGCGUCACCGUCUCCACCGCCGUCUCCGCCUGCCGCAAGAUGUUCCCGGACGACGCGGACGCCGCGGCGGUGGACCACGUCGACGCCGCCGGCGUCCGCUACGUGCCCUACUCCGACGGCUACGACGGCGGCUUCGACAAGUCCGCGCACGACAGCACGGACUACAUGUCCAACCUCAAGGUCGUGGGGGCCCGCACGCUGGACGGCGUGCUCGCGCGCCUCCGCGACGCCGGCACCCCCGUCACGCAGGUGGUGUACACUGUGCUCCUCUCCUGGGUCGCCGACGUCGCGCGCGCGCGCGGCGUCCCCGCCGCGCUCUACUGGAUCCAGCCGGCCACCGUGCUCGCCGCCUACUUCCACUUCUUCCGCGGCACCGACGGCCUCGACCAGGCCGUCGUCACCGCGGCGAGCGACCCGUGGGCGGACGUCCGCGUCCGGGGGCUCCCGCCGAUGCGCGUGCGCGACCUGCCGUCCUUCCUCACCAUCGCGUCCGACGACCACCCCUACGCCUUCGUGCUCGCCGCGUUCCGAGAGCUCCUCGACGUGCUGGACCGCGAGGACUCGCCCACCGUGCUCGCGAACACGUUCGAUGCCAUGGAGCCCGACGCGGUCGCGACGCUGCACCAGCACGGCAUCAACGUCGUCCCCAUCGGCCCCGUCCUCUCCUUCCUAGACACCUCGGCGGCGGCGGCGGCCAACAACAGCAACGACCUGUUCAAGCAGGACGGCAAGGGGUACCUGGAGUGGCUGGACGCGCAGGAAGCGGGGUCGGUCGUCUACAUCUCCUUCGGGAGCCUGUCGACGAUGAGCCAGCGGCAGAUCGCGGAGGUGUCGCGCGGCAUGGCAGAGAGCGGCCGGCCGUUCCUGUGGGUUCUGAGGAAAGACAACCGCGGCGAGGUCGACGGCGACGACUUGUGCACCGGCGGGGGCAUGGUGGUGGAGUGGUGUGACCAGGGGAAGGUGCUGUCGCACCCGGCGGUGGGGUGCUUCGUGACGCACUGCGGUUGGAACUCGACGCUCGAGAGCGUGGCGUGCGGCGUGCCGGUGGUGGGAGUGCCGCAGUGGACGGACCAGGGCACCAACGCGUGGCUGGUGGAGCGGCAGCUCGGCACCGGGGUCAGGGCCACCGUGAGCGAGAAGGACGGCGUGCUGGAGGCCGAUGAGCUGCAGAGGUGCAUAGGCUUCGCCACCUCGGAUGUGGUGCGCGCCAAGGCAGAGCUGUGGAGGGAGAAGGCGCGGGCGGCGGCGGCCGUAGGCGGCUCAUCCGAGAGGAACCUCAGGGCGUUCGUCACCGGGCAGGUCGCCCUCGCCGGCAACUAGCCAGCCGGCAUGCCGGCUUGCAUGCGCUGCAUGAUCCUGCGAACCAAAUCGACAGCAUAUAGGAGUAGCAGUUUAGCGCUUGGCAGGACGACGUACACGAGACGAGACGAGAGGACUCGAUCCGUACCUCUUCGCUGUCGUAAAUAAUUCGAUUCGACAUUGUAGCUGCUACCUGGGAAAGAUCGAAUGCCGUUCGCAUCUUGCCGAGGCAUUCGUUUCGCCGUACUGUAAAAUUCUGUUAAUCAAGAUGUUGUUCCAAUCA